Messenger RNA from Fomitiporia mediterranea MF3/22, 1899 nucleotides. RefSeq names its product RhoGAP-domain-containing protein. The record is from RefSeq and is a predicted model, not a curated record. Lineage: Eukaryota; Fungi; Basidiomycota; Agaricomycetes; Hymenochaetales; Hymenochaetaceae. Gene Ontology annotation, biological process: regulation of GTPase activity; signal transduction. Bases 1 to 1899 code for a protein of 632 amino acids. The transcript has 10 exons. Gene Ontology annotation, cellular component: cytoplasm.
AUGUACGUCAAUGGUGUAAAUGGUAAUGGACAUGGACAUCGACGUUCCGAGUCGACGUCGAAGAAGCAGGAUGCUGCGGAGCUUGUUAAUCGAAGGUUGAAGGAGGCGUUGGCGGAUGCGACGGAAAGACAGGCGGAUUAUAUUAAGCUUGAUCGUGCGUUUGUUGAGGCUAUUGUGCAGAGUUUGGACCAGAAACGGGAGCAGGUGACGGAGAUAUCGACGAAGCUCGAUAGUAUGAAGCGAACAAGCCAAAUGUUCUUUGAUGGUCUUUCGGUUGCGCAGGACGAGUACAAGCAACAACUAGCGGCUCGACACAAUGCCGAAGAAGAGGUUUCGAGGUUGAAGAUCGAGGUUUCUGGACAGGCUGCUCGGAUUACUGCUUUGAGUAGUGAUGAGCGGAGGAGACAGGUGCAGAAACAGCUGGAGAAGGAGUUGAAUGAUAGUUUGAGUGGAUUGGAGCAGAAUUUAUCAAAGUUGAAGGUGGAGAGGGAUAUGACUCUUGCGGAGGUUGAGGAGUUGUCGGCUUCGAAGACUUCCGUACCGAAUGGCGAUGGACAAGGACAAGGAGCAAGUAUCGGACGGUCGCUGACAAUGCGGCUUGAUAACAUCAAGAGGCAAUAUCAACAUGAUCUCGUACCUCUCACGCAGCAGCGUGAGGCGCUCGUAAGGGAGAUUGUGGAUUUGAAGGAAGCGAGGGAUAUUUUCCUUGAGGAGACUGCGGUGUUGAACGCGAGGAAUGAGGAGCUUGCGCAGUUGAAUCAGCAGUAUGAGCGGAGAUUUGAAUCCGGUGGUGCUGGGCAAUCGAAGACGUCGAUUGAUAAGUUUGAUAGUUGGAAGGCACGGCAGGGGCUGGGGCAAGGGGGUGCUGCUGGUGCUGGUGCCAGUGCGCAGGCGUCGCCGAUGGUGAAUACGACGUCGACGUCGAGCUCGGCGACCUUGAUUGAGGAUGUCGAGCAAGUCCGCCAGCAGAAACCUGCGAAGCCGGAGGUGGGGGAUAUACCUGUACGAAACCGGAUUGGGUUACGCUGGCCGGGAGGGAAAGCGAAUAAGGACCGGAUUGAGCAUGCGUUCCAGCAGCUUAGCGUCUUGAGAUUUGCGAGGUGUGAUCUUUGUGGGGAUAAGAUGUGGGGGUCGCAAGUUCGUUGUUCCACAUGCAACAUGUCCGUACACGUCCGGUGUGUGGGUCAGGUACAGGCAUCAUGCCAUGACGGAUCAGCGAAUGGUUCUGACGAACACCUUGCCCCGGUCGCGCCUUCGAUGUUCGGAAGAGAUUUGAUUGAACAGGUACGGGAGGAUGCGAAGACGGCGAAGAAUGCGGACUUGUUCGUUCCGAUUAUUGUGGAGAAGUGUAUUAAUGCUGUUGAGGCGAAUGCAAUGGAUUACGAGGGUAUUUAUCGGAAGACAGGAGGUUCAGGACAGUCGAAAGCGAUCACGGCUUUGUUUGAACGUGGGGAUUACGAGUCCUUUAAUCUGAGUGACUCGGAUUCGUUCAAUGAUGUGUCGAGCGUUACGUCUGUGUUGAAGAAUUACUUCCGGAUGUUGCCUAAUCCGUUGUUGACGUUUGGGAUGCAUGAGGCGUUCGUUGCUGCUGGAGGUAUUAAAGAUAUGCAGGCGAAGGGCCAAGCGUUGAGGGAACUUGUGAAACAGCUCCCUGCGGAACAUUAUCAUACGUUGAGCCGGUUGAUGUCGCACCUUCAUCGGAUACAGCUUAAUGCUGAAGUUAACCUUAUGAACGCACGGAACCUUGGGGUUAUAUUUGGACCCACACUCAUGCGAUCUGCGGACCCGAGCAGGGAAUUUGCAGAUAUGGCGGGCAAGUCACUUGCGAUUGAGUAUUUGAUUGAGAACGCACCGUCGAUAUUCCCGAGUGUUUCUGGUUCGUCGGGUUUGACAUCUUAA